This is a messenger RNA of Symbiodinium natans, 1083 nucleotides long. The record is from the annotation of a GenBank genome assembly. Lineage: Eukaryota; Dinophyceae; Suessiales; Symbiodiniaceae.
AUGCAUUACAAACAUGCUGUGCCCACGACUGCCUCGAGCGACGAGUGCUUGAAGGACCCCGACGUCGUCGUAGCUACCGGGUGGUGCACGCCCACAGUGGAAGAAGGAAGGUCCGUCAGCAAGAGCAGCACUGCAACUACUUACUGUGAGCCCUCAUGUUACGAGGAGAGCGAGGCAACAAAGGUGGUGCAGGAUGGCAGUGGCAGCAGCGUGGGAUCACUCGUUGAGCCCGUGGAUGUGAAGCAGUUCCGGAAGCAGUUGAAUAAGUCCUUGAAGAGAGAUGGGGCAAUGGAGUCUGUGGGCAGCGCUGGGCAUCCCGACUCCUGCACGCCCUGCUCCUUCUACUGCUUCUCAUGCCUUGGCUGCCGUUUGGAUCGUGCGUGCACCUACUGUCACCUUUUCCACCAGUCGGGUCGAAGGAAGCGCCGGGAGGAGUGGAAGCGCCGGCAGGUGAGCAGCUGGCACACCUGCGAGGGUAAGCCACAAGAACCCACACAAGAUGUGGGCGAACCCUUGCCAAAAGACUUCGGAGAGGCAACGUCUCCCGACAUGAUGGCGCUGCGGCCACGAGCCCCACCUGGGUUGAGCAAAGCAUCCAUCCAGGAAGAGCGGAUCCAACAUGUCUUGCCGAGUUCGGCUUCGUGCUCCUUGCUUCCUUCGGCGCUUUCCACCCUGCCUGCUGCACAGAAGGCGACUUUGGUUCUUGCGGAGGCCACGAACCUUUGCAACUCCCUGUUGAACCAGGCGUCCACUCACGUCUUUGAGUACAGGCCUAGCAGCCUUGAGGUUUGUGUUGGAGAGAUGGUGGAGCUGUGGCCGCCCGUAUCUCAUCUUCGCGGCUGCUUUUUUGUCGCUGCUCCUAGUCUGCCCAGCGGAGUUCAGCUCGAUGGGAGAUCAGGCUUGGUCUAUGGCCGGCCUGAGGAGCCCACACCAGGAGAAGUGAACUACCUCGUUACUGCCUGGCAGCUCGAGCAAGUCCCUCCCAACGUCGGUGUUGCCUUGAUCAGGCUCACUGUUGCAGGAAGGCUUUCUUGCGGCAACACUGACUGCUAUCGGUUCGCUAUGCCAUCUCCGGAUGCAUGA